CACCUCGCCAUAGGCCAAACCUCACUUCUUGCAAAGGCUACAAACCUCCGUAAAUCUCUCAUUAAUCAUCGCCCCUCUUAAGGAUCACGACAGCCUAUGCGACAUGCUAGCACUCUCACUUGCCUAUGCCGCAAAAAGAGAGUCUCUGGUGGUGAUACGCUGCGGGUUUGACUCUUGAUCCAUGCUCCAGUCUGUGUUGAAGCGCCCGUGGCUUCAAAUGACGGCCAACUCAGCACAACAUCUACUCUACUAUUUUCGCCGUCAAGCAACCUCUUAUCAACUUUGGCCAACAUCGUAUGAGCUUUUGCCAAUUUCAUCUGGACAUCAGGAGACACCAGUUACAACGAAACAAAGACACCAAUCCAGAAAUGCCAUCAUGGUCCUCCUGGUGGCCCUCCAGUUGUUGAUCGGUGGUAUAAGUAGUGGCUGGAUCCGCACAACGUCAUACCCCGUGGCAAACUAUCCAACCCUUAGCGAUGCCACUAUUGAACGCUCACUGCUGGCCUUACAAGCAACACAUUCACCAGCGUCGAUCUUGUCAAAGCGUACCUCUCCCGGAUAGCAGAGGUCAAUAGUACAUUUCAUGCUGUAACUGAGGUGAACCCUAAUGCUCUGGAUAUUGCGGCCAUGUUGGAUGAUGAGCGCUCGGCAGGAUCUAUUCGUGGGUAAGGAUGAUGGCG
This is a messenger RNA of Eremomyces bilateralis CBS 781.70, 680 nucleotides long. RefSeq lists its product as uncharacterized. The record is from RefSeq and is a predicted model, not a curated record. Bases 182 to 562 code for a protein of 126 amino acids. The transcript has 3 exons. Lineage: Eukaryota; Fungi; Ascomycota; Dothideomycetes; Eremomycetales; Eremomycetaceae.